This is a messenger RNA of Harmonia axyridis, 5176 nucleotides long. RefSeq names its product zinc finger FYVE domain-containing protein 9 (gene Sara). Gene Ontology annotation, molecular function: metal ion binding. The coding region runs from base 271 to 4854 and encodes 1527 amino acids. Gene Ontology annotation, cellular component: early endosome membrane. Gene Ontology annotation, biological process: endosomal transport. The record is from RefSeq and is a predicted model, not a curated record. The transcript has 12 exons. Lineage: Eukaryota; Metazoa; Arthropoda; Insecta; Coleoptera; Coccinellidae.
GUGUUUGUCAUUGUGACAUUUGAUAAUAAAGUAAUCAAUUUAUUGAGAUUAUUAGUAGUUUCUACUACAAAAAUAUGUGAUUAAUCUGAUAUUUGUAAAAUCUCUUCAACUAUCAACCCUCAGGACAAUAAAUAAUAAUUACAAUGACAAAAUUAACCGUUGAAAUCAUUAGUUGAUAUUUCCGUAACAUAUUUGAAUUUGAAUAAGAAAUAUAUUAGUGUUCUUGAUAAGUAUAUCUUAUGUAAACUGCUUUUAUUUGACGAUUCAUAGAUGGAUAAAUACACAGUUGAUUUGGACAAGGUUUUGAAUGACUUUGAAUAUAGUGAGUACAGUUUAGAAAGUGCAAAAGUGAAUAGGAAUAUACAAGAUGAAAAUCCUAACACCUCUUUCAAUACAAAUCAUUGCAGCAGAAAUGAUAUAUCAGUUAAACAUUCCAUUAAUAACGUUUUUCAUAGUUUAAAUGAAUACCUUAGUUCGGAUAUUAAUCCCAAACUUAUUGAAAAUCCUCAAAAAAAAUUCAAAGAUAUUGAUAUCCCAAAUGAGUCAGAGACAUCAAAUUCUUGUGCAAAACCUACACCUCCAAAGAUGCUUCCACAAACAACAGAUACAGCUUAUAACUUACUUGUUGAUCCUGUCUUUAACAAUGCAUCUGAAGAUAAACAAAAUGAUUCAAAUGAAGAUAAGAUUAAAGGUACUUCACAUAACAGUUUAGUGAAUAAGACUGAUACAUAUAGUGAUACUUGUGCAAUUAAUUCUAAACAAGAAAUACAUGAAAAUAAACAUGUACCAAUUUCCUCUAAUAUAAGCAUACCUACAGAAAAUGUACUUGACAAUAAGUUACUAGAUGAAAUGCCUGAAGAAAAGAGCUCUAUAAAUCUGCAGAAUCUAAUUCAAGAUGAAGCUGAGAUUCAGAUUGUGACAAAGGUAAGCAAUGAAAUCUCCCAAGAAAUACUAGAUAAUUCAGGCUGCAAAGGUGUUUGUAAUGAUGUUACCAUAUAUCAAAAUACAGACAAAUAUUUUGAAAACCUUAUGGAUGAUGAAAAGAAGGAAGAAAAUGCAUUUAUAGAUAAUUCUGAGAUAAGAUCAGAAAUUCAUGAAAAUUCGAUACCCGAAGACUCUGUCCUUCUUAAUAAUCAGCUAGAUACUGAUUGGAAUGAAAAAUAUUUGGAAGAUAAUAAAAAGGAAAUAAAAACAGAUAGUAUUACAGACCAGCAAAGUAUUGAAAAUAAAGAAAUAGAUAUGUGGCAAGUAAAGAAAGAUCUGAAUGAAGAAACUGAUCUCAAAAUUGAAAAAAUCGGAUUUAACAAUGAUGUGGAAUUGGAUGAAGAAAAUAUUGAACAGUAUUUUCAGGAAUUGGAAGAAGAAUUAGGAAUUCAAAUUCAAGAAGAAAAUAAUGAAAUUCAGGAAAAAUCAAGUAUUCAAAAUACUGAUUUGAAGAUCUUGCAGGAAAAUAAUCCUUCCUUAAUAGAAAUAAUACAUGAAAGUGAUAAUGACUCAUCAAUGGAAAGAUCUUUCAAGGAAAUCAAUGUGAUAGAAUCAGAAGAAAAAGAAAUAACCGUGAAAACACUGAGUAUUCACAGUGAAGAGGUAGGACAACUAAAACAAGAACCAGAAUUAACUUCCAAUGAUUCCAGCACACAUAUUCCAACGGAAACCAAGUUGUUGACAACAUUUAAUGAAACAGAUUCUGUUAAAGAAGAUAUAAUAUCCACUGUAACUCACUUAGAAUCACUUUCAACUAUGAUAGAAUCAGAAUCACUUUCAACUAUGAUGGAACCAGAAUCACUUUCAACUAUGAUAGAACCAGAAUCACUUCCAACUAUGAUGGAACCAGAAUCACUUCCAACUAUGAUGGAACCAGAAUCACUUCCAACUAUGAUGGAACCAGAAUCACUUCCAACUAUGAUGGAACCAGAAUCACUUCCAGCUAUGAUGGAACCAGAAUCACUGUCUUCAAAAUCAGAAGAACAAAUUAAUUGUUCUGACAAAAUAAAAACUGAUUUAAAUGAAGAAGUACACAUACCAUUCGAUUCAAAUCCUGUUGAACAAACUCUUGAGGAUGAACAAGGCAAGAACUCUAGACCACAUAUAUUACCAUUAAGUGAGGACGUAACAGAACCCAUACGUAAAAUAAAUUUAAUUGGUGAACCAGGCUCAACGCCAUACAAUAACCUUUACAGCACUAAAGAAUUUGAGAAGACUAUAACAGAAAGUAGUGGAGAUCAUAAUACCGUAAGAGCCAUCUCUCCUACGUAUUCUGAUGUUUCAACAGAUUCUGUUUCGAGUAGUUCUUCAGAUGAUACUGGAGAAUAUAAUGAUGCAGUAUCAGAGGUGCCAGAUAAAAAAGAAGAGAAAACAGAUAUGAAUAUGAUGCAGAAUAACAUGGUUUACCCAGUGGAGACUCCUAGAAGUGACAUUACUAUGGAUAAAGACUUCAAGAACAAUCUGAAAACUGGCAAUUUAAGAACAGAAGAUAUUCCAAAUACUUCUUGUUCUCCUCCUAAUGAAAAUGAAGUAUCACAGUUGGAUAGACAAGAUAUUGAGGGAGCCUGUGCAAUGGUAAUUGAGACAAACAAUAGCGACAUUCAGACAAACAUUGAGAAAAACAAUGAACAAACGUCAUCUAACAAUGCUGGAAUUGAUUGGUUAGGAAAACAGGCUCCUCUUUGGAUUCCUGAUAGUGUAGCAAUGAGUUGCCUACAUUGUGAUAUGAAAUUCACUGUGAUUAAAAGAAGACAUCAUUGCAGAGCUUGUGGUUUAGUGCUGUGUUCAAAAUGCUGCAACCUCAAAUUUCGUUUAGAAUAUUUGAAUGCAGAAGCCAGAGUAUGCACAAAAUGUUUUGAAAUUCUUGACAAAGGAAUGAACAGCAACUCAGCAGGUGAAGUGUCUCAGGAGUUAUCCUCUCCAAGCAGAAAUUCGAAUGUUACCCAAGAUAAUCUGGGACAACCAAAUCCAAAUAAUCCUCAUGAAUAUUGCUCUACUAUACCACCAACACAGCAAGUUGAUCCGGGUGCUGUAGCUGUUCCUUCUGUGAUGGUACCAGUUGGAGUAUUGAAGAGAAAAGGGUCUAACAAAGGAAGAAGCAAUAAAAGUGUUAUGUUCUGCGAUGGAAUUCGUCCUGGCAGUGAUUUAACGAACUUGGAUACAGAUUUCAACUAUUCAGAAAAUCAAAAAUCCGAGAAACUCAAAAAAUCUCCAGAUAAAUCCGCUAGGAGUGGUAGAAAUCUUGAUAUGUUAGAUACUGAAACAAAAAGUUUCAUUCCAAAUGAUGAAAGAAGCUUGCCACCUACUGUUACCAUAUUCAAAACUGAUAUCAAAUAUUCACCUUGUGCGAACAAUUCUAGUGUUGUGGAGGUGUUAAAAAAUGAAUCAUUGACUUUUGCUCUUCAGUCCAAUGUUUUUGUUCAUGUGAAAAUCAUAAACAUGGACUGUUGUAUUAGUCGUAUAGCAUGGUGUUUCUCUACAGAAGGUUUGAUAAAUGUUGGACAGGAUGAGAUUGUUAUUUUACUUGAAUUUAAAGAAAAAGAGUCUUUAGUACCGAAAGAAAUAUUUAUGCAUUUAAAUUUUGUAUAUUUGGAGGCUGUGAAAGGAAGUUCAGUAAAAGAGUUAGGAAUGUCCCUACAUCCAAAUUCACCAUUUUUGGAUUCGAAAAAUCAUUUUGGUUUUAUAUAUAUCAGACCUACCUUUCAAUGUUUGCAAAAUAUAAUUAUACCGAAAGAACCAUAUCUCAUCGGAAUUCUGAUUCACAGAUGGGAAACGCCUUGGGCUAAACUGUUUCCUUUGCGUUUAGUCCUGCGUUUAGGGGCUGAAUAUAAAUACUACCCCAGCCCGAUUAUUUCAACCAGAGAUAGAGAUAGUGUAUUUGUUGAAAUAGGUCAUACUAUAAUCAAUCUACUUGCUGAUUUCAGAAAUUUCUCUUAUACACUACCCCAAAUCCGGGGCCUGAUGAUACAUAUGGAGGAUAAAAACACAACAGUUACUAUACCCAAGAACAGAUAUGACCAAGUACUGAAGAGUCUUUCCAAUUCAAGUGACCACAUAUUGGCAUUUGCGGGGAACUUCAGCAGUGUUGCAGAUUCUCAUUUAGUUUGCAUUCAAGAUACACAGAGUGCAAGCAAUGAUUACAGCACACAUGCCAUAAACAUCUGUAACCAACCAAGGAAAGUAACUGGAGCAAGUUUCAUUGUAUUCAAUGGAGCCCUAAAAUCUACCAGUGGCUUGACAGCUAAAUCAAACAUUGUGGAAGACGGACUGAUGAUACAAAUACUACCUGAGCAUAUGCUACAAGUGAGGGAUGCUUUGAAAAGCAAGAAAAAUCACACUAUCAGAUGUGGUUGUAUAAACGAAGAGAGUGAUGAGACUGUGACAAUAAUCUGGGGUGAGCCAGAUACUAGUUUUAAUGUGGGGGUGCUUUCUCCUAUUGAUAACAAAGUAUUGACUGGAAUACCAUCAAUAAGAGUUCAUAAUGGAAAGGAUUAUACUUGUAAUAGCGGUAAUCGGCUCAUUAGAUGGACUGAAGUCUUUAUAAGUCAAGGGGGUGAAGAAUCAUCUAAAAAUCAGGAUCCAAUAGAUAUUUCAAAAAUUUCAGAAAACAUAUCCAGAGCUACAUGUCAGGCACUAGUGAAGUAUUUAGAUCUUCUUGUUAGCAAUAGUUUUUAUAAAAUCGGAUUGAGGACUCACAUACAUGUGGAAAAUGUUUCUUAUUCGGCUGGUUCAAAUAAUGUAAUAUUACCACCAAUUUAUAUGAAGAGUUUGGACAAUGAGCUGAUACCUGUUCUUCAUAGAAUAGCUUCGAAUAACAUAACAGAACAACCUAUAAUUUUGGAGCUGAUAUUUCGCAUCCUAAAUAUAUAAUGUUCUAGUAUUUUUAGACCCUUAAAGUCAAUAUGUAAUUGUUAUUAGCUAUAUUUUCCUUACAAAGUGUAGUAUUGUAAAGUUUAGAGUGUUUCCAAAAGGAUCUGACUGGUUUAAAAAUUUAUAUACCAAAAAAUUGUGAAGAUUCAAAACAUACUUUAUAUAUUGUGAUAUUCUUUAACACUCUGUAUAACUUACUAAAUGCUUAUUUAGUUUGUGCACUAAUUUGGUUUUAGAGGUUUUCAGCUAUUUAUAUAUUAUUUUAAUAACUGUUAAAUUUAGAUAUGUUAAUAAAUGAAAAUAUAUUUAUCAAUUAUGAUUA